AUGGCGCGGGGAUGGGGGCACGGGCGCUACCGUCCGUUCUCAAGUCCAGUGCGGAGCUUUCGGGGAGAACCCCGAGGGGGCGGAACCCUCCGCAACGCCUUGAGGGUGCAGGUUGACAUCCGGCUGGCAGGACAGGGAGAAGCUAAUGAGAUGGAGCGGCUUCUUGGAGGCAGGCCUACUGGCCCACUGCCUAACGCGCCGAGCGGGGCCUACGGGAGCCGCCUCCCGGGCUGCCGACGAGCCUCGUCACGCGGGAGCUGUGGAUGUGCUGUGGACAGCGGUGGGAUGGCAGCGGGCUGUGACAUAGAGCAGCGGGGGGCGGCCGACCGGUCCCUCCCAGCGCAGAGCAGUCAGCACCCCGCCGGAGUAGCCCCUUCUCGGUCGUCUGUAGUAGAGGCCUGCAGGUCCACCGAGGGUGUUGACUUUAAAAUCAAAACCGUAGAGCUAAGAGGAAAGAAAAUUAGAUUACAGAUCUGGGACACAGCAGGUCAGGAGAGAUUCAACAGCAUUACCUCAGCCUAUUACAGAAGUGCCAAGGGGAUCAUACUGGUGUAUGACAUCACGAAGAAGGAGACAUUUGAUGACUUGCCAAAGUGGAUGAAGAUGAUUGACAAGUACGCUUCGGAAGACGCAGAACUUCUCUUGGUGGGAAAUAAGUUGGACUGUGAAACGGACAGAGAAAUCAGCAGACAGCAGGGAGAAAAGUUUGCACAGCAGAUAACUGGGAUGCGGUUCUGUGAAGCAAGUGCCAAGGAUAACUUCAAUGUGGAUGAAAUAUUUCUGAAACUUGUUGAUGACAUCCUGAAAAAGAUGCCUCUGGACGUGCUAAGGAACGAGCUGUCCAACAGCAUCCUCUCGCUGCAGCCGGAGCCUGAGAUCCCCCCGGAGCUGCCCCCGCCCCGACCUCACGUCCGGUGCUGUUGACGUGCUACGUUGGAGACACGGCGGAGGCGGUUCCUGGACAGGGAAGUGUUCCGUUCUGCACUACAAUCGUUUCGACAAUUUCCUUCCGCACUUUGUAAUCCAAGUCAGAGCUAUACACUAACUUGUAAAUAUGCAAAUAUGCAAUCCUGGGUGAGUUUCGGUUAUGAAUUACAUGCUUCCCUCCAAAUUGUUAUAUUUCAUUCAUGAUCCCAGUGCCUCAUCUGUGUACACUGGGAGACGUAGUACUUCUAAUAUGAAGAGCAGGAGAAAUGAGAGCUAUAAUGUGUCUUGAAGUAAAUAAUAUAAUUGUCCUUGUUAAUUCUCUUAUGAGGACAGAAGAUAGUCUGAAAAGAAAGAAUGUGGUGCUUUGCUUACCGUUUUAAAGAAAAUUCGUAAAACUAAAGACUUUUUGGGGGAAAAAGCUACCCUGAAAGCUUUUCCUUUAUUUACAUUUCUCCCAGCUGUAGCGCCUUUGAGGUAUUGGAGUGUCUCCCACAAAGCAAAGCUCCAUCCGUAGCCGUCUCGAAGGUUAUUUGUUCACCUCACAUACCAGUAGAACUGACUAGUUGAGGGGCAGGACUUGACUUGAUCCUAAGCCGAAGAAUCUCUCCGGUUUCCUAAUGGAUGAGUCCUGUGCUUCUAAGAACUACAAAGAUUCAAAAAAGAAAUGUUUUUGAAACAAUAGAAGAUUUGAAAUGAACGCUGCUGUCCUAAACCAAUCCUGUUUAAAGGAAUUUUAAAGAGAUACAUUUUACUAUAUCAGAGAACACACAUGUAUUUGCCUAAACCUUCUCUAUACCUUUGUAAUGAUGAAACUUCCCCCUUGAUGGUGAAGCUUACUCCUAUAUAAGCCUGGACUGUGUUCUUUUUUUCUUUUUUCCUGGUCUGAUAAUGGAUUUGUGAACUCUAUCUUUGGCAGAUCUUCCUUUAUUAAACUGCACUGUUUAGUCAAGGUGAAUAAGUCAUUAUGUAUUUGAAUAACUUGGCGUGUCUUGAGUGUCGUGGUAUGAAAAGCAUUGUGUUUCUACACUAAUGAAGUGCAAAUAAAAUUUUGUAUUUAUGAAUGACA
Molecule: messenger RNA, 1993 nt
Organism: Vicugna pacos (alpaca)
Lineage: Eukaryota; Metazoa; Chordata; Mammalia; Artiodactyla; Camelidae
Source: RefSeq, a predicted model, not a curated record